Messenger RNA from Punica granatum (pomegranate), 2454 nucleotides. Lineage: Eukaryota; Viridiplantae; Streptophyta; Magnoliopsida; Myrtales; Lythraceae. The record is from RefSeq and is a predicted model, not a curated record.
CUCUCUCUCUCUAUCAAACUCCAAUCUCUACGCUGCUUCCUUCUGCCGGACUUCAUUUCGGCUCGCAGAAGCUCACGGCCAUGGAAGAAGUGUCCACCGGGGCGCUCGUACCGGCGGUGAAGCCCGAGCCAGUCUCUUCAUCCGCCGCAGUGGCAGAGCACUCCAGCGGAGCCACCGCCACCACGAUCGCCGCGGCCUUCGCGGUCGGCCCGCCCUCCUCUGCCUCCGAGCUCGACAAGGACUUCCUCUGCCCAAUCUGCAUGCAGAUCAUCAAGGACGCGUUCCUCACCUCUUGUGGACACAGCUUCUGCUACAUGUGCAUCAUCACUCACCUCAGGAACAAGAAUGAUUGUCCCUGCUGUGGUCAUUCCCUCACCAGCAAUCAAAUUUUCCCCAAUUUCAUGCUCGACAAGCUGUUGAAGAAGACUUCUGCUCGGCAAAUAGCAAAAACUGCAUCUCCGGUAGAACACUUUCGCGUGGCACUGCAGCAGGGAUGUGAAGUGUCGAUCAAGGAGCUAGACACCCUCCUCGUGCUUCUUGCUGAGAAGAAAAGAAAAAUGGAGCAAGAAGAAGCUGAGAGGAAUAUGCAGAUUCUGCUGGACUUCUUACAUUGCUUGAGGAAGCAAAAAGUUGAUGAGCUAAAUGAGAUUCAAAAUGAUCUUCAGUACAUAAAAGAGGACAUCAAUGCAGUGGAGAGACAUAGGAUAGAUUUGUAUCGAGCUAGGGAUAGGUACUCUGUGAAGCUGCGGAUGCUGGGAGAUGAUCCAACAGUGAGAAAACCAUGGCCUUCAUUAUUAGAGAAGAGCACUAGUGGUUUCAUGUCAAGCCCUAUUUCUGGACGUGGAAGUUUGUCUUCUGAGAAUCUGCAGAACAAGAAAGUGGAUAGUAAAGGUCAGGCAAGCUCCCAUGGACUUCAGAGGAAAGAUGCUCACAGUGGCUCAGAUUCACAACCUAUUAAUCAAUCAAGUUUGGCCAUAUUGAGAAAAAAACGUGUCCAUGCACAGUUCAAUGAUCUUCAAGAGUGUUAUUUGCAAAAGAGACGUCAAUUGGCAAAUCAACCACAUGUCCAGGAGGACUGGGAUAAAAAUGUUAUACAUAGAGAGGGUUAUAAUGCUGGUCUAUCUCAUUUUCAGUCCGUACUUAGCACCUUCACCAGAUACAGUCGAUUGAGGGUUAUUGCUGAACUUAGACAUGAGGAUUUAUUCCACUCCGCCAACAUAGUGUCGAGCAUAGAAUUUGACCGGGACGAUGAGUUCUUUGCUACUGCUGGAGUUUCAAGGCGCAUAAAAGUUUUUGACUUCUCCUCGGUUGUCAACGAGCCAACUGAUGUUCAUUGUCCAAUUGGUGAGAUGUCCACAAGGUCCAAACUUAGUUGCUUGAGCUGGAAUAAGUAUGCAAAAAAUCAUAUUGCGAGUAGUGACUAUGAGGGAAUAGUAACUGUUUGGGAUGUGGACACACGACAGAGUCUGAUGGAGUAUGAAGAACAUGAAAAACGUGCUUGGAGCGUGGAUUUCUCGAGGACAGAACCAUCAAUGCUUGUAUCUGGAAGUGAUGACUGUAAGGUCAAAGUAUGGUGUACCAGAGAAGAAGCUAGUGUACUUAACAUCGACAUGAAGGCGAAUAUAUGUUGUGUCAAGUAUAAUCCUGGAUCAAGCCAUUAUAUUGCGGUUGGUUCAGCAGAUCACCACAUUCAUUAUUAUGAUUUGCGGAAUGUUAGCCAACCGCUCCAUGUCUUCAGUGGGCACAGGAAAGCUGUUUCAUAUGUGAAGUUCUUGUCAAAUAAUGAGCUUGCUUCUGCAUCCACUGACAGCACUUUGCGUCUGUGGGAUGUGAAGGAAAAUUUACCUGUUCAAACCUUUAAAGGCCACACAAAUGAGAAGAAUUUUGUGGGUCUGACAGUAAACAGCGAAUAUAUUGCCUGUGGGAGUGAAACCAACGAGGUUUAUGUCUACCACAAGGAAAUAUCGAAGCCUGUGACUUGGCACAGAUUUGGUUCUCCUGAUCCUGACGACCCGGAUGACGAUGCGGGUUCUUACUUUAUCAGUGCUGUGUGCUGGAAGAGUCAUAGCCCCACCAUGCUAACUGCUAACAGCCAGGGAACGAUCAAAGUAUUAGUUCUCGCUGCGUGAAUAACAAUGGGAAAGAGGAAGAACAAUACCAAAUAAGGAAAUGAAGAUAGGUAGAUACUAAGCUGAAGUCUAUUUCUAGGUGUAGUCUGUUGCUAUUCUUCUGGUUGCGGUUCUCUGUUGAUCAGUGUAAAUAUUAAUAUCGUCAAUACUCAGCCUUGUUCUGCUAAAUUAUGAGUGAGGAUGUCGAUAUUUUAGAUUAAUUCAGGUCACAGUUCGUGUUAUUAAUGUUGUCUGAAUUGACUACGCCCAUUCCAUCCCCCGAAGUUGUGGGGAUCAUAUUCAUGAUACAAAGCCUUCGAGCUUCUGGUCUUCGCUUUUUUUUUUU